CGUGUGCCACGGACCUAGCUCGCGUGGGACUGCUGCAGGUGCCGGCGGAGGUGGUUGACCAUGCAACGGCCGCUUGGUCCGCGUGCGAGUCCGUUCGGUUGGAACUGUACCGCAGAAGGGACGAGCUGAAUGAGGCGGCGGCGGCGGCGGUGGACGUUUUACCUGACUUUGUGACCUCAGCGGAGCUCUUGAACCGCCAGCGCGACGCGCUUCAGGACUGGCGGCAGCAGCAGCCGCCGGCGCUGGUGCGGGAGCUGGCGGCAGCGCUGCCGGCGCUGGUGGCGGAGGCGGAGGCGGCGGAGGCGGCAGAGGCGAGCCGACAUGGGUCAUCAUCGCCGUCGGCAGCGGAG
Messenger RNA from Astrephomene gubernaculifera, 350 nucleotides. Lineage: Eukaryota; Viridiplantae; Chlorophyta; Chlorophyceae; Chlamydomonadales; Astrephomenaceae. The record is from the annotation of a GenBank genome assembly.